ACAAAUUAAGUAGCCCUUUAGUACCUUUCAACUGUUAUUUUUUUCUCUCAGCAGGAAAUAAGGAUAUUCUGAUUGAAAUUAUGAAAAAAAUGAAAAGGGCAAAGCUCUGCCUGAGGGACAUCCUGGACAUUGGGCAGGAGAAUAUAAAUGAAGUUGCCCCCCAGACUGUACAAGAUCUUCCCUGGGCUCUCCUAAGGAAACUGAUGGCUCUGGACAGGACUGCAAGAAACACAUGUCUUAUAUCACACAUGCAGAACUCUGGUACAGAUUUAGGGGCAGUACAAAAUCUACAGUCAUAUUUUGAUUUUAAUAUUGAAGAAAGUACAACAAAUGCAAUGAAUCCAUUAGAUCUACUGUGUGUUCUCCUUCACUGUUCAGAUAAUUUUUUACAACAGAACAUUUUCUCAAAUAUGGUCACAUGUCAGUUUGCUAUUCCAUUGUUGCUCCCUGCUGGCGAUAGCCCAGACUGUACCUUCAUGCUUUGGGCAAUGAGAGAUAUUGUUAAAAGGUGGAGACCUCAGUCAUUAUCAGACAGUAAGGGAUUUAAGGAAGAAAGCCUAGUUCAAGUACCAUUGGCUUUCUUUUCUUUUGUGAGGCUUGGUCAAAGUAAUUUAUCAAAAUCAAAAAUCCUUAAUCUAGUCCUUAGCCCAGCACAACAAUACAAUGAUUUCUUCAUUCAUGAAAAUAUAGAGGGUGGAAACAUUGAAAGAAAAAUCUCUAAUGGCUUGGUGGAAAUUUCUUGGUAUUUCCCAGCUGUUGGUGGAAAGAAUUUUGACACUUUUGAAGAACCCAUUGCAGUUGCCAAUUUACGAGGAGAUUUAGAAUCAAAUUGGACACAAUUCAGCUUCCUAACACAAGUUUCUUCAGCAGUGUUUGUAUUUGUGGACAGCAUUAAUGAGGAACAGUGCAAACUUUUAUCUGGCUGUAACAAAUCUGAAACAACCUUCUAUUUUAUAAUUAUUCCAAGUGGCAGAAAUAUCAGUAUAGAGACUGUGAAACGCCUGGAAAAUCUGCUUUUGAUGUUAAACAUUAAUUCUAAAAAUAUACUGAAGAAGGACAGAAGAGCAAAUGAUGCAGAACUGGUGAAGACUAUACAAAAUAUUAUAAAAUGUUUUUUAAAAAAUUCCUGUAAAAAAGUAAGGCUGGAGAAAAUGGCACACACAGCAAGUGAACUUGGUAUCAAAGUGGAUGAGAAUUUUGAGCAAUGUCAGAAAGGCAAAGAGCAUGCUAAAAAAAUUACUAAGUCAAUAAGCAAUGUAGUACAAUAUAAAAAAGAGACAAUGAAACUUCAAGGUGAACUAUGGAAACAAUUGGCUCAAACAGAGAAAGAACUGUGCAGAAUGAAAAAACAAGGGCAUUUACACAUUGAGGAAUACAAAAGUCAACUGUUAAAGCGACAUAAAGAGUUGCAUAGGCAGCAAAACCAACAUGAACUACCCGAUGGUAUGAUUAAAUUUAUAUCUGCAAUUACUCAGUUAACUCAGGAAGAGAAACUUUACUUCCUGAAGUGGUUGAAAUUUACACUUGACUCUGUAGCUAGAAAAAAUCUGUCUGAACUGCAAGCUAAAUAUAAGGAACAAUGUUCAGCCUCAGGCAAUAAGAAUGCACUCAAGGAGUUAGACCAGCAAAUAUCUGACAUCUCUUUAGGAGUUGAACACUUUCUGCGUGAGAUGGGACAGUUUUAUGAGGCUGAAUGUUGUAUGGUGAAAGAUAAACAAAUUCAAAUGGAUAGAAGAAGAUUCAAGGAACUCCCAACAAUAGCUUCCAAUCUGCUUCUAGAUGGAUUUCCAUUGGAACUUGUAGAUGGAGAUGCCUCCAACAUCCCCCUGCAGUGGAUCACUGAUGUUCUGAUUAUGUUAGACAAAAAGACAGGAGGGAAAUGCAGAAUGAGAGUAAUCACAGUGCUGGGAGUGCAGAGCACAGGGAAGUCCACCCUCCUGAACACCAUGUUCGGGUUGCAGUUCCCAGUGGCCAAUGGGCGGUGCACUCGGGGAGCGUUUAUGACACUGAUUCAAGUGAAAGAAAACCUCAGAAAGAACUUGGGCUGUGAUUUUAUUCUUGUACUUGACACUGAAGGUCUAAAGGCUCCAGAAUUAGCUUCUUUGAAGGACAGCUAUGAACAUGACAAUGAGCUGGCAACUCUAGUAGUUGGGUUAAGUGAUAUCACCAUAGUUAACACUGCAAUGGAACACACAGGAGAAAUGAGAGACACGUUGCAGAUUGUUGUUCAUGCUUUUCUUAGGAUGAAUGAAAUAGGUAAGAAACCCAACUGUCAGUUUGUACAUCAGAAUGUGAAUGAUGUUUCUGCUUAUGAUUUGAACAUGAGAGACAGAAAAAAACUUCUGGAGCAGCUGAAUGAAAUGACUAAAGUGGCAGCAAACAUGGAAAAAAGAGGAAGAAUUACACAUUUCAGUGAUAUCAUGGACUAUAACCUAGAAAAAGACAACUGGUACAUUCCUGGGCUUUGGUACGGUGUCCCACCCAUGGCUUCUGUAAACUCUGGCUACAGUGAAAAUGUAUAUAAAGUAAAGAAAUAUUUGUUUGAGUUUAUGGGGAAACAGAAUAUUCCAGCACAAAAUAUUCGUCAAUUUAUUGUGUGGAUUAAAAGCUUGUGGAAUUCAGUGAAGCAUGAAAAUUUUAUCUUCAGUUUCAAAAACAGUCUGGUAGCUGAAGCUUAUAAUAACUUGUCAAUAAAAUAUUCUCAGUGGGAAUGGAACUUCUGCAAGCAGGUUCACUCCUGGCUGAACAAUGCAGAAAACAUGAUCAAGAAUCAAUCUGGAGAAAAAAUCCUGGAAAUAACAAAUACAAAUCUAAAAGAUGAUCUGCUUACUGUUCUCAGCAAAGAAGAAAGUGAUAUGUUAAUGUUGUUAGAAAAGUAUUUUGAAAGCAAAUCUGAUAAUGUUCACUUGAUAUUAAAGUACAAAGAAGAAUUCUUUACUGGUGUGAGAAGUCUCAAGAAAAAAAUGGACCAUUCUGUAACCUCAAAGAUUGAUGAAGCAAUACGAAUACAAAAAGGGAAAAAUUUCAUAAAGAGUAUCCAAAGCAAUUAUCAAAAAGAAGUUGAAAAGAAAGUUGCCAGUUUGCUAGAUCAGGUGAGAAGACAGGAACGUCAGCUUGGAGCAGAAGAAGUCAGAAAACCAUUUGACUCCAUGUGGGAGAGAACUUUAGCUGAGUUACCAAAGCAACAGUUAGAGAAGCGUAUUAUCCAAAGGGAAAUGUUGCAGGAACUCAAAAGGGACAUUGCCAACAAAGGAAGUUCUAUAAAUGAGAAAUUCCUCAGUAUAAAGUGUUUAGAUGAGUUUGGGAAAAAAUUCAUGACUGAAGACAAGCAUAUUGAUAUUAAAUGGUUUUCAAUACAAGGUGUUAAAGAACAAUUGUUUAAGGAAAGGCAUAAUAAAAUCAGCGAGCUUGCAUCUUCUUUAAUUAGUCAAUGCUCUCAUUAUGUAACAGAUAAAGUUAAAACAGGAGAAAACUAUGAUGGGACCUAUUGCCAAGAAUUGCUCAAUAUAAUCAAUGAAAGAUUGAGGAAGAAAGAAGUAAAAAAUCUUCACAUUAGCCACCUGUUUGAGUUGGACCUAAAGUUGCAUAUCUUUGGAAGUGCAGCCCCUCGGUUUCAGAUGAUGCAUGAGAGAUUUAUCCAAGAGAACGAUCCUGUGCUGUGCUUGGGAAAAUUGAAAUCUGAUUAUUUGGCGACCUUCAAAAAUAUAUUUGAGGAGAAGGAUGAGACAGUUAACAGAGCCAAGCAUUUCUGUGAGCUCUGCCUGAAACCAGCAGUAAUUGACCACAUUAACCAACAUCUGGGGAAGGAUAUAGUCGAUGAUAUUUUUCACAGUGGAGAUUCAAAAGAAUAUUGCAGCAGAACCUUAUUCCAAUUCACUGUGCUAAAGAAAUUGCUGGAUAAUAAGGAGUUUGCUCAGUUUGUACAAUAUAUCAAUCGCUAUGAGCUUUUUGUUAAGUCAUGGAUAACACAGUACAUAUUAGAUACUUAUAAUAAUAAUUCCAAACAACUACAACAAUUACAAGUUAGAAUUCUCUCCCAUAUCUGUAAUGAUAUCAGGGAAGUCCUUAAAAACUCAGAUUUAUUAAACAGUGCCACUGUCUCAGAUUUUUUGGAAAGUUUUUCCAGGAUGUUAGAGAGCAAAUUAAUAAUUUCACAAAAUCUGAUGAAAGUGAUCAUUUUUCAAAACAAAUCAAAUAUCCAGACAUUUUCAAAUGACAUUGAGUUGUUUCUCACAACCAUAGAACAACAAAUUAUAUUAGAGAUUCAGUCCACCGACAUAAAAUCUGUGCUCUUUAAAGUCACUCUGAAACCAGAGGAUGAAUUAUUCAAGAAGGUGUUUUGCUGUGGGAAACAAUGUCCCUUCUGUGGAGUUCCCUGUGAGGCUGGAGGUACUGACCAUAAGGAGCACUUUGCUUCUGUCCAUCGCCCUCAAGGAUUAGGGAACUGGCGUUAUGAAACUGAUGGAAAACUGACAACAGAAAUAUGUUCAACAAUUGUGGUCUCUGAUGGGAGUUUCAAAAAUACAGAUACAGAGUGGCAAUGGCAUCCUUACAAAGAAUACCGCACAUUCUACCCAGACUGGGCCAUUCAACCUGACCCCAGCAUCACAGCCUCAGACUACUGGAAACAUAUUUUCUAUAGGUUCAACCAAGAAUUUGCUCUAAAAUAUAAUGCAAAACCAGCCGAUCUGCCAGACACAUGGCUCCAGAUAACAGAGGAACAGGCUCUUGAAAGUCUAAUGGAAACAUUUAAUAUGAUAUAA
Messenger RNA from Xenopus laevis (African clawed frog), 4763 nucleotides. Its product is annotated as up-regulator of cell proliferation. The coding region runs from base 81 to 4763 and encodes 1560 amino acids. Lineage: Eukaryota; Metazoa; Chordata; Amphibia; Anura; Pipidae. The transcript has a single exon. The record is from RefSeq and is a predicted model, not a curated record.